Closterium sp. Naga37s-1 is the source of this 4887-nucleotide messenger RNA. The record is from the annotation of a GenBank genome assembly. Lineage: Eukaryota; Viridiplantae; Streptophyta; Zygnematophyceae; Desmidiales; Closteriaceae.
AUGCAAUUCGGAGGGCGACGCGAGGUGUCGCUGCGUGGGGCGAGCGCGCGCGAGGUGUCGCGGAACGCGCUACUGAACAAGGUGGCGGAAGAGCGCGCGGCGCGCAGCAAGGCCCGCAAGUCCGCGGCCUCCGCCGCGCUCAUUCAGCGUGUGUGGCGUGGCAGGAAAGCAGCUUGCGUCGCUCGCCAGCUCGUCCAAUCCGAGUGGGACACGUGGCAUGCUUCCCGCAUGGCAGCAGUGGGGGGCCAGCCCCCAGCGCCUCUAACAGCCGAUGAAGUUUCCCAGAAGCUUCUGGCGCCGGUGCUGUUCUUGCUGUGGGAUGCGCGGAAAAGGGAGUGGAGAAUUGGAGGGAGGGGGGAGGGGGGGGAAGGGGGAAGCAGAGGGGAAGGGGGAGGGACCGGAGCAGGAUCAGGGGCAGGGGCAGGGGCAGGGGGAGGGGCAGGGGGAGGGGGAGCAGGAAAGGAACUGCAACGGUUACAGUCGGAGCUGGUGUGGCUGUUAAAAAGUCUGGAUUCCCCAGAUCCUGCUACCAACUUCUGCUCCUUGGCCGUCGGCACCCAAUCACAGUGCGCCACGUGGCAGCACCAGGCACAUAGAAUAGUUUCCCUCUGCAGUGCUCUCCUCAGCCUUUUCUCCUCCUCUUCCUCUUCCUCCUCCUCCUCCUCCUCCUCUUCUGCCCCUCCCUCCUCUCACACGCACACCACCACCACCCCAUCAGCACCCUCUCUCCUACUCACAGUUCUCGCCAUGCGUGUCCACAUGUCACUCUGUGACACUGCCACGUGGCGCUUCCUCAAAUCGCCAGCUGUCGCCGCCUCCUCCUCCCCUGAAAGCACCCUGGCAGCAGCAGAGGCUCAGGUGCUUUCUCUGUUGGCAGGUACUGCAUCAGGUGCCACAGGGAUCUACCCUGCACUGCGCAUGCACAUACUGACAAACUCCGCCGCCCCGCCCGUGGACGGGUGGAGGGAAAUGAAGGGCAAAGGAGGAGGGAUGGGAGGAGGUGGGGGAGGAGCUCAGGUUGCCCAGCAAAUAUUUUUGCUGACCGCUGCUGCAAUGACGGUGGCUCUCAGACCUAUCAUUGUUUUCUCGGGCAGGAAAGAUGGGCAAGAAGUUGCUGGGAAGCUGCCAUCUGCAUGGGCAUCAUUGGCAGCAGAUCAGUUUGCCGCCCACAUUCUCACCGUCCCGCUGCUGACGUGGCGCCUGCCAUCCCCCCUCCUCCCUGCCCUGCGCCAUCUGUCAGCUCUCCAGCCCUGCCUCCUCUCCUGCCUGGCCUCUCUUUCCCCUCCUCCCUUCCCUGCGCCAUCUCGCUCCAACCGUGCCCCCUCUCCUGCCUGGUAUGAGUCGUUCUUCCGGGCCAUCUACGAUAAUGCACCUGUCUCCGUGCCUCCUCACCUAUUUGGUGUAAUCAUUUUCUCCGGUUCCCCAACCCUUCUCCUUUGCUGCCUGCCCCUCCAUUGCCCCUCCGAUUCUCCUCCGCUCUGUGCCUUUCCCCUCCUAUCCCCUCUUGCAGCGCAAGGCUCCUUCCCCCCACCCCUCGCGACCCGACCCAUACCACCGACUCACCUCCCAUCUCCCCCCUCCCGGCUGGUCCUAGCUACCCUCUCUGCUGCUCUCUCAUUUGUGUCCCCGACCCCUCUCCCCCUCUCCCUCCCUCCCCUCUGCUAUUUACCUGCCCCUCUCUAUCCCCUCGUGCAGCGCCAGGCUCCUUCCCCCCACCCCUCGCCACCCGACCCAUACCACCGGCUCACCUCCCAUCUCCCCCCUCCCGCCUGGGCUCUAGCAAACGUCUCUGCUCUCGCCACCAGCCCCCCUUCCCUCUCCUCCUCCCCCUCUCCAUCCUCCUCCCCUUCCCCCUCUCCACCCUCUCCUCCUCCUCCUCCCUCUCCCUCACUCUCCUCUGAGCUGUUCCUACCCGGUCUGGACUUGCCACUCUAUGUCCACUCCCUCUGCGCCCUAGCUGCUGCUGUGAUUGACCACGAGGAGAAAGAGGCGUAUGCUGAGAGUGAGGGGAUGCAGAGUGGUGCGCAAGGGGUGCAGAGUGGUGCCCAGGGGCUGCCCCAGUUCUCGGGCAGCUGGUUUCCAAGGUCGUUUCUGGAAGGGUAUGGGGGAGGUGGAGAGGGUGCGGAGGGAAGGGCGGAGGAGGAGGACGAGUGGGGCCGACAAGGAGCAGCAGCAGCGGCAGGAGGAGGAGGAGGAGGAGGAGGAAGAGAGAGAAGGGGCGUUGACCGUGUUGACCGCAUGCAGACAGAUUCUGCCAGCCAGGGCGGGCCGCCCGGGAGUGCGGGUGAUGAUGACGCUGCGUUGGCUGCGUUUAUGGGUGGGCGGCAGCGGUGGUCUACCUUUCUCUCUUCCACCUUUCAGAGACGUACAGCAGAAGCACAGAGAAGGCGCAGAGGAAGAGGAGGGGGAGGAGGGGGAGAGGGAGAGGGAGGAGGGAGGACGUUUUGGGAGACGCAGACAGGUGACUAUAUGGAAGAGGAUAUUGACGAGGGGGGAGAUGAGGAGGAGGGGGAGGGAACGGGAACCGGGGGAUUCGAGGGAAGAGAGGGGGGAGAGGGAGGAGGGGAGCGGUGGGAUGUGGAGAGUAUGAGGAAGGGGGUGGCAGGGGUGGCUGCUGACGUGGCAGUGGUGAUGACGGUGUUCUGCAGGGCGUAUGCCCACCUGCUGCUUGUGCUGGACGAUGAGGAGUUCUACCAGAGACAGAUCCCCUUCUCUCUCUCGGAGCAAAGAGUCAUUGCAGCAACACUCAACACUCUCGUUUACAACACCCUCAUCUCCUCCCCCUCCUCCUCCUCCCCAUCCCCCUCCUCCGCCUCUUCCUCCGCCUCCUCUCCUCUCACCCCCUCGCAAUCCGCUCUCCUAGAAGCAGCCACGCGCUGCCUCCUCCCUCUCCACGACCGCGACUGCAGACGAGCCUUCUGCGAGCCUUCCCUCUGGCUGGCCCCUGCAGAUCGACGCCCACCACCCGUCAUCUCUGCAGCAGCUGAUCGCUGCCCACCGCCUGGUAGUUACACUUCCCUUUCCCUUUCUCCUCCUCGCUGCCUCCUCCCUCUGCACGACUGGGACUGCAGACCAGCCUUCUGUGAUUCUUCCCUCUGGCUCGCGCCAGCUGAUCGCCGCCCACCGCCUGUGAUCUCGGCAGCAGGUGCGUUGGGCGACCCGGUGGGUACUGUACUCUUUCCCUGGUGGUUCCACGUCCCUUUCCCUUUCUCCUCCUCGCUGCCUCCUCCCUCUGCGCGACCGCGACUGCAGAAGAGCCUUCUGCGAGCCUUCCCUCUGCUCAUUGCUUUCCCGUUUUCUUUUCCGUCCCCUUCUGCUCCCUCCCCGGCAGGCGCACCCAAGCAUCAUGGGUACCCGUCUGCCUUCCCUGUUCUUUCUUCCUCCUCCCUCCCAUCCCCUCCUACAGGUGCAGCUAGACACCACGGGGUGGGGGGCGAGGGGGGAGGGGGAAUGGGCGGAAUGAUGGGCGGAGGGGAGGAGGACUGGGAGAUGGGGGAGUGGAUGGGGGAACUAGGGAUGGGCGGGGGGGCAGGAGGCGGAGGAGGGGAACUUGGAGGGGACGGGGGAGUGAUGAUGGCGGGAGGAGCGAGAGGGAGAGGAGGCGUGGAGAAGGGGAAGGAGCAGCAGAGUGGGUCUGCAAUGGCUGCUGUGCUGCGCACACUGCCCCACGUGCUACCGUUUGAAAAGAGGGUGCACAUAUUCAGGGAGCUGAUUCAGGCGGACAAGGCGCGGCAUGGAUUAGGGGCUGCCCCCGGGAUGGGUAUGGUGCGGCCCGUGGUGGACGUGUCUGUUCGGCGGGAUUUGCUUGUGGAAGAUGCCUUCGUGCGGCUUAACCAACUUGGACCGAUGCUCAAGGGUCGUGUGCGCGUCUCCUUCGUGAAUGCUUUCGGAGCGGAGGAGAUAGGCAUGGACCAGGGCGGACUCUUUAAAGAGUUCCUCACUGACCUCGCUAAAGCAGCCUUCGACCCAGGCUACGGCCUGUUCCUCCAGGCGGCCACAGAAGAGGGUUACCUGUAUCCGCACCCGGCAGCGGCAGCGCUGGGCCACGGCAUUCCCAUGGUGGAGUUUCUCGGCCGCAUCGUGGGCAAGGCGCUGUACGAGGGCAUCCUGCUCGAGUACAGCUUCGCGCCACUGUUUGUCUCCAAGCUAGUGGGAAGAUACGCCUUCUUGGAUGAGCUCUCAUCACUGGAUGUGGAGCUGUACCGCAACCUCAUGUAUCUCAAGCACUACGAAGGAGAUGCAUCUGAACUGGCAUUGGACUUCACAGUGACAGAGGAAGUGCUGGGAGAGCACAGCAUCGUGGAGCUGCGGCCGGGCGGCAGUCACAUUGCAGUGACCAAUGAGAACAAGCUGCAGUACAUCCAUGCCGUGGCGGACUACAAGCUCAACCGUCAGAUGGCAGCAGUGGUGGCGGCGUUUCUGAGGGGCCUCUCAGAUCUGAUUCAGCCCGAGUGGCUGCGGCUGUUCAGCCCAAAGGAGUUCAAUCAGUUGCUGUCAGGCGGAGAGCAGGACGUGGACGUGGAGGACCUCAGGGUGCACACGAGAUACUCGGGGGGAUACACGGAGAGCGACCGAACCAUCCGCAUGUUCUGGGAGGUGGUGAAGGAGCUCUCAAGGGAGGAGAAGAGCCAGCUGCUCAAAUUCGUGACCAGCUGCUCGCGACCGCCCUUACUGGGCUUUAAGCACCUCAACCCGCCUCUCACCAUCCACAAGGUGAAUGUGGACGCGUCCAUGUGGGCUACACUAGGAGGGCACGAUGUGGACUGGCUUCCCACUGCUAGCACCUGCUACAACCUGCUCAAGCUGCCCACAUAUCAACGAGCCAGCACGCUGCGGGAUAAGCUCAAGUAUGCCAUUUCUUCUGGAACCGGCUUUGAACUCUCCUGA